AACCGGUGCGAUGCUUUCAGUAACGGGGAAAACGAUCAUCUUUGAUAGUUUUCCGGAUCCUUCCGACACAUGGGAGAUAAUUGAAACCAUCGGGAAAGGAACUUAUGGCAAAGUUUUCAAAGUGUUGAACAAGAAAAAUGGCCAAAAAGCAGCAGUCAAAAUCCUGGAUCCAGUUCAUGAUAUCGAUGAAGAAAUUGAAGCUGAGUAUAACAUCUUGAAAGGCCUUUCUGACCAUCCUAAUGUAGUCAAGUUCUAUGGGAUGUACUUCAAGAAGGACAAGAAGAACGGUGACCAGCUGUGGUUGGUUCUUGAGCUAUGUAGUGGAGGAUCAGUGACUGAUCUUGUGAAGGGACUUUUGAAAAGAGGUGAAAGCAUGAAAGAAGUUCUCAUUGCCUAUAUUUUACGAGAGGCUCUUCUGGGGCUUCAACAUUUGCACAACAACAAGACGAUUCAUCGAGAUGUGAAAGGAAACAACAUCCUCCUGACCACUGAUGGUGGAGUUAAGCUAGUAGAUUUUGGUGUGUCCGCCCAGCUCACCAGCACGCGACUUCAUCGGAAUACGUCUGUGGGGACGCCAUUUUGGAUGGCCCCAGAGGUGAUUGCUUGUGAACAACAGCUGGACACCAACUAUGAUGCCAGGUGCGAUGCUUGGUCUCUUGGAAUCACAGCUAUAGAGCUCGGAGAUGGAGAUCCACCCCUUGCUGAUGUGCAUCCUAUGAGAGCCCUCUUCAAAAUACCGAGAAGCCCUCCUCCAACUCUCCAACAACCAGACCUGUGGUCCGCUGAAUUCAAUGACUUUAUUAACAAGUGCUUGACUAAGGACUUUGAGAAGCGUCCCACAGUGUCUGAUCUCUUGCAGCAUGAAUUUAUUAGUCAAGUCGAGGGCAGAGAAACUUUAUUACAGAAACAACUCAUGGAGUUCAUUGAUGUUCAUCAACAGACGGGAGUCUCAGAGAAGUCCAGACAUGAGCGUAUUCACACAAAGAAAAUUAAUGUCACCAAGUUCCCUGUUACAAACCUGAAGGAGGUAGAUGACUUAGCCACCAUGGAAGUUAUGGAUGAGAAUUUAGUGGCGGAACAGCUGCAGAAAUGCUACGCUCGAGAUCAGAUCUACAUCUAUGUUGGAGAUAUCCUUAUUGCUAUCAACCCCUUUCAGAAUUUGGACCUGUACUCCUCCCAGCAUACUAAACAAUACAUUGGGGCGAAGAGGACUGACAAUCCUCCACACAUCUUUGCCAUUGCUGAUUUGGGAUAUGAAUCCAUGGUCACUUACAGUUCAGAUCAGUGCAUUGUCAUUUCUGGAGAAAGUGGUUCCGGGAAGACCGAAAGUGCCCAUCUCCUUGUCCAACAGUUGACUGUCCUGGGAAAGGCUAAUAACCGAACCCUGCAAGAGAAGAUUUUGCAAGUGAACAAGCUAGUGGAAGCUUUCGGUAAUGCCAGCACCAUUAUAAAUGAUAAUUCCAGCCGAUUUGGAAAAUAUUUGGAAAUGAAAUUCACCUCUGCUGGGGUCGUAAUAGGAGCCCAGAUUUCAGAGUACCUCCUUGAAAAAUCAAGAGUGGUCCACCAAGCAAUCGGAGAGAAAAAUUUUCAUAUUUUUUAUUACAUCUACGCUGGUUUGGCGGAAAAGAAAAAACUGGCCCAUUAUAAGUUGCCAGAAAGCAAGCCUCCCAGAUACCUACAAAAUGAGCAUCUCAGAAUGGUGCAGGACUUAAUGAAUAGCAGUUUCUACCGGUCCCAGUUUGAGUUGAUUGAGCAGUGCUUCAAAGUAAUAGGUUUCACAAUGGAUGAACUUGGGAGCGUAUACAGUAUUCUUGCCUCAAUUUUGAACAUUGGGAAUAUUGAAUUUUCUUCAGUGGCAACAGAGCACCAGAUUGACAAGAGCAACGUUUCCAAUCCAACAGCUCUUGGGAAUUCGGCUUCUCUGCUCUACAUUCAGGCGGAAGAACUGCAUGAAGCUCUUACCUCUCACUGUGUGGUGACUCGAGGGGAAACCAUCAUUCGUCCCAAUACUGUGGAAAAAGCCACCGAUGUCAGAGACGCUAUGGCCAAAGCCUUGUAUGGUCGACUCUUCAGCUGGAUAGUCAAUCGCAUCAACAGUUUGCUGAAGCAUGAUGACACUCUACGUAGACUUGACGAUGAGCUGAACAUCGGCAUUCUGGAUAUCUUUGGCUUUGAAAAUUUCAAAAGAAAUUCCUUUGAGCAACUAUGCAUCAAUAUUGCAAAUGAACAAAUCCAGUUCUACUUCAAUCAGCACGUGUUUGCAUGGGAGCAGAAUGAAUACUUAAAUGAAGAUGUUGAUGCUAGAGUUAUUGAAUAUGAAGACAACCGGCCUCUCUUAGAUAUGUUUCUACAGAAACCAAUGGGCUUGCUGUCUCUGCUUGAUGAGGAGAGUCAAUUCCCCAGAGCUACUGAUCAGACCCUCAUAGAAAAAUUUGAAGACAAUUUGAAAUCGACGUACUUCUGGAGACCCAAAAGAAUGGACCUUACUUUUGGAAUUCACCAUUAUGCAGGCAAGGUUCUUUAUAAUGCAAGCGGGUUCUUGGCUAAAAAUAGGGACACCCUCCCAGCUGACAUUGUGCUGCUUCUGCGGUCUUCAGAAAACAGCCUAAUUCGACAUCUUGUGAGCCACCCACUAACCAAAACAGGCAAUCUGGCCCAUUCUAAAACUAAAAGUGCAAUAAAUUAUCAAAUUAGGACCCCACACAGAUCAAUCCACCCAUCCAAGGGUGAAACAGGAGAUUCAACAUAUUUACCAAGAGAGACUACAAACAUGAAAACCCAGACAGUCGCAUCUUAUUUUAGGUACUCACUGAUGGACUUGCUCUCGAAGAUGGUAGUUGGCCAACCUCACUUUGUACGUUGCAUAAAACCCAACAGUGAGCGCCGGGCCAAGAAAUUUGACAGAGAUAAAGUGCUGGUUCAGCUGCGUUACACGGGGAUUCUGGAAACGGCUCGGAUCCGGAGAUGUGGCUAUUCCCAUCGCAUACUGUUUGCCAGCUUCAUCGAGCGGUACUAUAUCCUCUGCUAUCGAUCCAAUGAGAAACCUCCUGUGAGCUCUGAAACCUGUGCCAACAUCUUGGAAAAAGUUGGUCUCGACAACUGGGCUCUUGGAAAGACCAAAGUGUUCCUUAAAUACUAUCAUGUGGAGCAGUUGAAUUUAAUGAGAAAGGAAAAGGUUGACAAGAUUGUAUUGAUACAGGCCUAUGUCAGAGGAUUCCUGGGUUCAAAGAGGUAUCAAAAACUUCAAAAGAAGAGGGAGGAAAGUGCCCGAAUAAUAGAGUCAGGAGAUGUCGACCAGCAAGAAAGCGUACAUAAAGCCAAUAACGUAGCAACCCACUCCUCUCUCAGAGUGCUGUCAUCAUCAACCAACCUGCCUCACUGCCAGAGGUGUCAAACCCAAAAGAGUUUGGAAAAGAAAAGACACUGUGUUUUGGAGAAGGAAAAUACUGACAACGUAAUCUCUGGUAGUGAAAUUGUCGGACACUGUCCACACUGUAAAGAAAACACCCCCGUAUCCUCUUGUAAAACUGCAGUAGGGGUCACCAUCAUCAUUCAGACAAACUCUGGAGGACCCCAAACUCAGGAAGAAGUCAGCAAUCCUGAUGAAACAGAUGCCACCCAAGAGUUACGGGGGGCAGAUGUCCCCACAUCAGAAAUGAGCCCAGAAUGCAGAGAGGGGAAGAGACCAGAAGCUAUCACUGAACCUGAGAGGAAAGACCAGGUUGCCAUGAUGAUCCAGAAGAAGUAUCGGGGCCACAUGGACAAGAAGAAGUUUGAGGAAGAAAAGAAAAUGUCCUCAGUCAGUAACAGAGCAUCUGAAGAGCCAGAUCUCCUAAGACACCAAAUACAGAAGGGAAACACUAACAAAUCCUCACCUUUAAUGGUGCCAGAGACCUGUAGCAACCACCAAAAACAGAUCCUGUCCCAGAUCGGGUCUAAAGAUCGCCAUGAUCAAAGCCUCCUGAAGCAUGAAGAAACUAGUCUUCAAGGGAACCAGACAAAAACCAUAAAGGACCCUGUGAAAAGGGAGUUUGAGCAAAGGACUCAAGGCUUGGAAGAGGAAGACAAAGCAGCAGUGGUCAUUCAGAGCAGAUAUCGAGGCUUUCGAAGUAGGCAGCAGUUAAGGAAUUGUGACCAGUCUCUUUGUCUCCACCACCAGGAAGCCUGUGUGCUAGGGAGGCUAGCAGUGGAACACACUCAGAACGUUGAUUCCCACUCAACAAGAAGUAAUGGAAGCCCAACUCUAAGAGCGACGAAGGUUGGGGCUCCAAAAGCCAUCUUAGAGAAAGAGAUCUGUGGUGUGACUGCCUUUUCAAAGCAGGUACCACAUUUAUCUGGAGACUAUAUUGCAGUACAGCAAAAACGGAAUGAAAUGACUUGGUUGCAUCAAUUGAAGCCUGUGGACCUGAGUGUCUGCGCCAUAGAGAAGCCAAACAAUAAGCAAGUGUCUCCUUCUGCAUGCCCUUCAGGUGUCUCUAGAGAAGAGGAACCAAGAACGCUGAGAGUUCCAAGGAGAGCACAGAAACCCAAAGUUUUAAACAACCCCGAGGACUCCACCUAUUACAUUCUGCUGCAUAAGGCAAUCCGGCAAGAAAAACGAAGACCAAGGAAAGAAAGUCCAGGAAAAGUGCUAGAUUUAGAAGACUUUUACUACCACGAAAUUUCAUCUAGUCAUGUUGGACUGAAAGAAAGUAACUCUAAGUCAAGAGAUACAAUGUUGCAAUCUGAGCUCCAGAAUUCAAGUCCCAUACCUGGCGAAAGGUGUUGGGCCGAGGACGGCCCCGGGGAAGGAGGACGAGGAGAAGGAGAGGGAGACAACCCCUACGACUUCCGCAGGUUGCUGCGGAAAACCUCUCAGCGCCGCCGCCUGCUCCAGCAGCUUUAGCCGCCGACAGUGGGGAGCCCCGGGCCGCUCCUCCCGCUCAGCGCUCCCGCCCCCUCUCUCCCGUUUCUAGCCCCCAUCCUUCACUCUCGCUCAGCGCUCCCGCCCCUCACCCCUCCCGC
This is a messenger RNA of Ornithorhynchus anatinus (platypus), 5004 nucleotides long. RefSeq names its product myosin IIIA (gene MYO3A). The transcript is spliced from 33 exons. Gene Ontology annotation, biological process: protein phosphorylation. The record is from RefSeq and is a predicted model, not a curated record. Gene Ontology annotation, molecular function: ATP binding; protein binding; cytoskeletal motor activity. Bases 11 to 4885 code for a protein of 1624 amino acids. Gene Ontology annotation, cellular component: myosin complex. Lineage: Eukaryota; Metazoa; Chordata; Mammalia; Monotremata; Ornithorhynchidae.